GAGGUGUGAAGUGUUAGAGCUGACCAAUAAGGACGUGCGAACGAUGUGGAAGGUGGCGGUUAAAAUUUGAACCCGGGCGAAGGAGAGGCGCAUUGAGAAAGCCACUCCGACUUGAAUCGGUGUUAAAUUAGACGGUUUUUCUACAUGCGUGCUCUUUGUUGACAUGUCUAGUCCCAUAAUAACACUGCUCCAUGUUGCUGUUGAUGCUGUAGAGUAACCUGAAAAUAGGGAUUACCAUGGCUUCGGAUGGAAAUGAAUGGGAAUUAAGUAAGGAGAAUGUCCAACCUCUUAGGCAGGGGCGAGUUAUGGCUACAUUGCAGGAAGCUCUGGCUCAGCAGGAUGUUUCCAGCCAUGCAGUUAUCCAGCAGCAAAAACGGGAAUUUGAAUCUGAAAUUCGUUUUUACUCCGGAGAUGAUCCUCUGGAUGUCUGGGAUAGGUAUAUCAAAUGGACAGAGCAGACCUUUCCUCAAGGUGGUAAAGAGAGCAACCUCUCCGCUGUGUUGGAGAGAGCUGUUAAAUCACUGAGUGAGCAGCAGAAGUAUUACCAAGACCCUCGGUACCUCAGUCUCUGGCUUAAAUUUGGAACCUGCUGUAGUGAACCUCUGGACCUGUAUAGCUACCUGCACAGCCAAGGAAUAGGCACAUCUCUUGCACAACUUUACAUAACUUGGGCAGAGGAACUGGAAGCAAGAGAGAACUACAAGAAAGCUGAUUUGAUAUUCCAAGAUGGCCUUCUGUGUAAGGCUGAACCAUUGGACAAGCUACAGUCCCACCAUAGGCAGUUUCAGGCUCGUGUAUCUCGGCAGGCCUUGCAAGAUCUUGAACACUACGAAGAAGAGUCAAGUCUUUCUGCUUCUGAACCCCAAAGGACAACACUGGCAGAACUAAAAGGGAGAGGGAAAAAAACAGUGAGAGCCCCAAUCAGUCGAGUAGAAAAUGCUGUGAAGCUCCCAAGCCAGGGUCAGAGGCUCCGGAAUUCAGCUUGUCAGCAGACAUCAAGUUGUCCAGCCUUCGCAGUGUAUGAUGAGAAUGAAGCAGAGGUUUCUAGAGCUGAGCUUCCAAUGCUUGUACCACAGCCAUGGGCAGCCCCUCCAGCAAUAAAGGCUAAGGAGAAUGACUUGCAGGCAGGACCGUGGAACAGGGGGAGGCGUCCUCGAAACAACAUAGACUCCAGUACUGCGGCUCCUGCUGUCCUCCCUAAUUUUACUCCAUAUGUUGAAGAGUCAGCACAGGGCCAAACAGUGACUCCCUGUAAAAUAGAAUCUAGCAUAAAUAGUGUGUUAAGCGCUCGAAAGCCAGGGAAGGAGGAAGAUCCACUACAUCGUGUGCAAAGUCAUCAGCAAGAUGGUCAGGAAAAGAAGGAACAGCCAAUGUACUGCAAAGAGAGAGUAUAUGCUGGUGUUGAGGAGUUCUCUUUGGAGGAAAUCAGAGCCGAAAUUUACAGAAAAAAAGCAAGAAGGAAAACAGAAGAAGAACUACAGACAAUAGCGCAGAAGAAAGCUGAAUUACAAAGGCAAAUUGAAGAGAUGGAGAAGAUGCAGAUAGAGGCACGGAUGCCUGUAGGUGUGAUUUCUGAUGAGCCGGAAGUUCUGAAGCUUCCUCUGGCACAGAGACAGGCCUUGCUGACAGAUACUGUGUCACUUUUUGCGAGACCUCUUCCCAAUUGUUUCUCUUUAAACAGCAAUUUUGAAUUGGAUGAAAACGAUCAACACAGAAAAUCGAGUUUCAGUGAUUCUGAUAUUCUUCCUUCAGUGAUUCCCUCGGUGCCUUUCUCCAUAUUUGAUGAGUCAUCUGCUUCAGAAAACCAGAAUGUCAGUCUUUCUACUCGUCCGCCACUGGUAUGUGCCAAACGUCCUCUUGCUGUUUGCAAAUCUUCGGAAAGUAUCACUGCUAAAGAAAACAUACCUCCUGAACAUUCUGAUGAGCUUCAUGGAAUUGAGCCUCUGAGUGAAGAUCUGAUUGUUACAGCCUCACAUAGAAACAAAACCUUCUGCCCCACCCCUGAAGAUACUUGUGACUUCGUUAUGGCUGCUCACAUUGCUUCAACACCUUUCCAUGGGGUAACAGAACAGAGAAGUUGUCCUGAUGAUGAGCCAAAGGAAGCAUGUCCAGAACCUCAGGCAGCAUCUCUGAGCCAGCACACAAUUGUUAAUGAGAAUCAGUAUGCCGAAGCCCUGUAUGUAAAAAAACUGAGUCCAAUUAUGGAAGCAAGCCAAGAAGAUAUUGGAUCUUCUGCAUCUUCAGCAUCCCCUACAGAAAUCUCCACAAAUAAAUUUGAUGAGACUCCAGAGAACCUGAAAUUGGCUCAUAGUUGCACCAAUGAAUUCACCAGCAACACAGAAAAUUUCUCUAACAGCUCUACAGAGGGAUCGCAGUAUACGGAACAACGGAAACAGCUCAUGCAGAAUCUUCUAGACUUUCUGAUAAAAUCUCUUGACUUUAAAUUAGAGCCUCAGCCUAUGCCUUGGAUGGAAUUAGAAAAAGAAGUUGAUAUAGGCAAUGAAACUUACAGUAUCACUCGUGAGUAUGUUAUCAGUGAAGAUGACAAGAUGUUCUUUGCUGUGUCAGCCAACUUGCUUCAUGAGACCUCAAAUGCAUUUUUAAUAAAGGUGCACUCUGAACCGGUGCCUUGGGACUUUUACAUCACACUGCAACUGCAAGAACGACUAGAUGCUGAGUUUGAUCAGAGCUUCAGCGACGGUUGCACUUGUUUCUUAUACCAGAAUGGCUGUGUGACCCUACAUAAGGAGAUAAAUCGCUAUACUCUUCAGGACAUGAUCCAGCUCUGUACAGUUAUUCCACAAGAAGUGAUCUUGCUGAUUGUUGACCAUCUCCUAGAUGUGGUGGCAAAAUUACACACAGCAGAAAUAGUUCAUGGAAACGUGCAUCCAGCAACGUUAUUCUUGGGAGACAGAAUCUACAAUUCCUUUGCCAGUGCGAAGGCUCCCCAUGCUCUGAAGGUGGUGGAUUUCACUCACAGCCUGGACCUGAAACUACAGCCAAGAAUGAGUUUUCUGAAAGGCUUUCCAGUAGUUCAGACCCAGGCUGGGCAAGAGAUCCUGAAUGAAAAAUCUCUUCCUUACCAGGUGGACCUAAUAGGCAUUGCAAAUACAGUCCACUUUAUGCUGUUCAGGGAAUGCCUGCAAGUUCAUCAGGAAGAAGGCUACUGGAAAAUUGACAGAGAUGUGUCCCAGUCUAUUGACAGUGAUCUGUGGAGUAAGUUCUUUGUGGAACUUCUGAAUGCAAAUGGUAAGUCUACUGUGCCUCUCCUAAGAGAACUAAGAGAAGAAUUGAGAGGUACAUUUGACAGCUCUUUCCUAGAACGCCUGUCUGAUUCUUUGGCAAAGCUGGAAGACCUUUUCAACACUGAGAGCACCUUUUGAAAUAGACCAAACACAUUUUCAAUGUUUUUUUACUCUUCUUCCCUGCCUGAUUCCCAAGAGCUGGGACUUGGUGCUUUUAUUCUUUCACUUCUGUGUAUAUAAAGAAUUGGUAUGACAUUUACAAUCCCUUCUUCAUGACUUUUGAAAAUGCUUGCUGGUACCUUAAUUCUACGUACUGUCAAUAUUUGCUUUCACUGAACUUCUGUUCCAUUAAAUCUUCAUAUUAUAGCUGUUGAACGUUUAGUAUUGAUCACUCUGUGAUAUGGAGUUCACUGUUCAAUAAAAAUGUUGUAAUCAUG
This is a messenger RNA of Sphaerodactylus townsendi, 3682 nucleotides long. It is a transcript of the gene BUB1B, whose product is annotated as BUB1 mitotic checkpoint serine/threonine kinase B. The coding region runs from base 237 to 3383 and encodes 1048 amino acids. The record is from RefSeq and is a predicted model, not a curated record. NCBI's taxonomy places the organism in Eukaryota, Metazoa, Chordata, Lepidosauria, Squamata, Sphaerodactylidae. The transcript is spliced from 23 exons. Gene Ontology annotation, molecular function: protein kinase activity. Gene Ontology annotation, biological process: mitotic spindle assembly checkpoint signaling; meiotic sister chromatid cohesion, centromeric.